UUCAUUAUUAUUAUGUCAAAGCUCAAUUGAAGAUUUCUACAAUCAUCUUCUCCAUAACAAAAAAAAAACCCUAAUUUACAGAGAAAAGAUGUGGGGAAUUGGAGGAAAUUACUAUUGGCGAAAGAAGAACAACAUCAAUGAAGGAAGUCAAAGCGAAGCGAUCGUUGUGGUAUUCGCUUGGAUGUCUAGCGAAGAACGCAAUCUCAAGAACCAUGUCGAUCUCUAUUCUUCUCUUCUUUGGGAUUCUCUCGUUUGCCAUCCUCAAUUUCUCAACAUGUUUCUUCCAGACAAAGCUGCAGAUUUAGCUUCUAAUGUUGUGUCUGAACUUGUGAAGGAGCUUAAAGCAAAGCCAAUUCCUUUAGUGUUCGCUUCUUUCUCUGGUGGUCCUAAUGCUUGUAUGUAUAAAGUUCUCCAAAUACUUGAAGGAACAUGCGAAACCGGAUUAAAUCCGGAUGAUUGUAGAUUGGUUAGAAACUGCAUCUCAGGGUUUAUCUAUGACUCGUGUCCUGUGGAUUUUACUAGCGACUUGGGAGCUCGAUUAGCGGUUCAUCCAACUACGCUUAAAAUGUCUAAUCCACCUAGACCGUUUGUUUGGGCAGCGAAUGGUAUUGCUUCGAGUCUCGAUUAUGUUUUCCUCAACAGGUUUGAAUCACAGCGAGCCGAGUACUGGCAGACUCUUUACUCUACUAUAAUCAUGAGAGUACCUUAUCUCAUUCUAUGCUCUGAAAAUGAUGACCUUGCUCCUUAUCAAACUAUACACAAUUUCGCUACACGUCUCCAAGAAUUAGGAGGAAAUGUAAAACUUGUAAAAUGGAAUGAUUCUCCUCAUUGUGGUCAUUAUCGUUAUAACCAGGUCGACUAUAAAGCUGCUGUAUCCGAGUUCUUGUCAAAAGCAGCGUCCGUUUAUUUGCAGAAGACGAGAAGUCUUGACAGAGAAGCUAUGAAAGAAACUCAAUGUGAUGAUGAGAUAACAGGGCCAAUUCAAAGCUUGGGGCAAUCAACCUCUGGUGUUAACAGAAGCUUCAACGGAACUCCACUUGUCACAACCGAUCAUUUCUUUGUGCCUACCACUGUAGGUUACUACGUGGGCAGAGAUGGUGGAUAUGUGCAAGAUGAACACAAACAAGACUUGAUUCGUUUGUCCAAUACUCAAACCGAUGACUCCGUUAAGCCCAAUGGAGUUCUAGGCCAAAUCUUGUUUGAUGUUUAUAUCCCCAAGAAUGUCGAGGAUUGGGAUAUAAAGUUAUCGGAAACCGGACGGUCCAGGCGGAGACCGGGGAAGAGGUUUAUACGUAGAUCGAGAUUGUAACAUCCGAGUUAUAUGUAAGUACCCAUUUGUUUUCUUGAGAUACUGUUGCAGAGGUAUUCCAUUUGGUUUUCCCUCGCAGAGAUCUAAUAAAUUAAUAAAUAAGAU
Molecule: messenger RNA, 1414 nt
Organism: Arabidopsis arenosa
Lineage: Eukaryota; Viridiplantae; Streptophyta; Magnoliopsida; Brassicales; Brassicaceae
Source: the annotation of a GenBank genome assembly